CCAACCCAGAAACCAACAACUCUCACGCUGAAGCUCCCGUGCUCACCCUCCAACAUGAAGGUCUCCGCAGCCCUCCUGUGCCUGCUGCUCACAGCAGCCGCCUUCAGCACCCAGGUGCUGGCUCAGCCAGAUUCAGUUUCCAUCCCAAUCACCUGCUGCUUUGGUGUGGUCAAGAAGAAGGUUGCCAUCCAGAGGCUGGAGAGCUACACAAGAAUCACCAGCAGCCAGUGUCCCCAGGAAGCUGUGAUCUUCAAGACCAAACUGGACAGGGAGAUCUGUGCUGACCCCAAGCAGAAGUGGGUCCAGGAUGCCGUGAAGCGCCUGGACCAAAAGUCCCAAACCCCGAAGCCUUGAACUUUUGCACCUGGACUGAGAGACAGUCAGAUCCUGAGGAAAAUCUUAUUUGUUUUCCUCCAACCUUCCCCAUUGCAGAGUGAUAUUAUUUAAUUAUAAUGUCCCAAAAGAGGCACUUUGGUUAGUAAUUUAAAGCCUGAUAUUUCUUAAAUAAUAUUUAAUUAUAUUUAAUUAUAUUUAAUUUAUUGAUGUUUUGACUUUAUCUGCCAUAAAUCCUAGUGAAUGUAACUCACUAUUUGGCAAUGUGUUUUCUUUUCUGUGAGCUCACUUGAGUUCAUGGCGAGAUGUCAUUGUUCUCCUUCCUACCUGCCUGUAGUAUUGUGCAGUCCUCCUAUGGACCAUCAGAGUGAAACACUUGUAUAUUCUUAGGAAAUUGGUGCUCCUCUGAGUUCAACGUGUGCUAUGUAGUGUUGUUGUUGAAAUUAAUGUUAUUAGAUGACUAUGGAAUUUUCAAAUAAAAAUAUAUAUAA
Molecule: messenger RNA, 824 nt
Organism: Diceros bicornis minor
Lineage: Eukaryota; Metazoa; Chordata; Mammalia; Perissodactyla; Rhinocerotidae
Product: C-C motif chemokine 8-like
Exons: 3
Coding region: 55-354 (99 amino acids)
Biological process (GO): cellular response to type II interferon; cellular response to interleukin-1; neutrophil chemotaxis
Cellular component (GO): extracellular region
Molecular function (GO): CCR chemokine receptor binding; chemokine activity
Source: RefSeq, a predicted model, not a curated record